This is a messenger RNA of Oreochromis aureus, 3117 nucleotides long. RefSeq names its product mucin-3A. The transcript has 8 exons. The coding region runs from base 155 to 2794 and encodes 879 amino acids. The record is from RefSeq and is a predicted model, not a curated record. Lineage: Eukaryota; Metazoa; Chordata; Actinopteri; Cichliformes; Cichlidae.
GACAACUUCAGAGACUUCCUCCAGUUCGCCUUCCACAGUCACUUUAGAAAGCACUAGUUUUGCUCCAUCAUCCCCAGAACAAAGUACUGAAACAGCUGUAACAGGCACUGGUACAACAGAGAAGAAAGCAACAACUCCUGAGACUUCUGAGACAAUGACAUCCGCACACCCUGAAUCACCAACUACUUCUAUUAUAACAAUGGCACAAACAGGAACAACACAAUCUACAGAGUCUGUCCCACCAGUCACCACCAAUGAAAUUACUCUAACUACCAACAUGGACCAUUCCACAACAACUGUUUUUGAGACAACUUCAGAGACUUCCUACAGUUCGCCUUCCACAGUCACGUUAGAAAGCACUAGUUUUGCUCCAACAUCCCCAGAACAAAGUACUGAAACAGCUGUAACAGGCACUGGUACAACAGAGAAGAAAGCAACAACUCCUGAGACUUCUGAGACAAUGACAUCCGCACACCCUGAAUCACCAACUACUUCUAUUACAACAAUGGCACAAACAGGAACAACACAAUCUACAGAGUCUGUCCCACCAGUCACCACCAAUGAAAUUACUCUAACUACCAACAUUGACCAUUCCACAACAACUUCAGAGACUUCCUCCAGUUCGCCUUCCACAGUCACUUUAGAAAGCACUAGUUUUGCUCCAUCAUCCCCAGAACAAAGUACUGAAACAGCUGUAACAGGCACUGGUACAACAGAGAAGAAAGCAACAACUCUUGAGACUUCUGAGACAAUGACAUCCGCAUACCCUGAAUCACCAACUACUUCUAUUACAACAAUGGCACAAACAGGAACAACACAAUCUACAGAGUCGGUCCCACCAGUCACCACCAAUGAAAUUACUCUAACUACCAACAUGGACCAUUCCACAACAACUGUUUUUGAGACAACUUCAGAGACUUCCUCCAGUUCGCCUUCCACAGUCACUUUAGAAAGCACUAGUUUUGCUCCAUCAUCUCCAGAACAAAGUACUGAAACAGCUGUAACAGGCACUAGUACAACAGAGAACAAAGCAACAACUCCUGAGACUUCUGAGACAAUGACAUCCGCACACCCUGAAUCACCAACUACUUCUAUUACAACAAUGGCACAAACAGGAACAACACAAUCUACAGAGUCUGUCCCACCAGUCACCAGCAAUCAAAUUACUCUAACUACCAACAUUGACCAUUCCAAAACAAUUUCUGUGACUUCCUCCAGUUCGCCUUCCACAGUCACUUCAGAAAGCACUAGUUUUACUCCAACAUCCCCAGAACAAAAUACUGAAACAGCUGUAACAGGCACUGGUACAACAGAGAACAAAGCAACAACUCCUGAGACUUCUGAGACAAUGACAUCCGCACACCCUGAAUCACCAACUACUUCUAUUACAACAAUGGCACAAACAGGAACAACACAAUCUACAGAGUCUGUCCCACCAGUCACCACCAAUGAAAUUAUUCUAACUACCAACAUGGACCAUUCCACAACAAUUUCUGUGACUUCCUCCAGUUCGCCUUCCACAGUUACUUCAGAAGCCAGUAGUUUUACUCCAACAUCCACUGAACAAAGUACUCAAACUUUUUUAACAGGCUCUAGUACAACAGAGAACAAAGGAACAACUACCCAGGCGUCUGAGAUAAUGACAUCUGCACUUCCUGACUCACAAGCUACAGUUGUACAGCCCAACUCAAGUCCUACAGUUCCCAGCCAUACAUCCUCUUCUUUCUCCUCCUCAACCACAUCUGUGACCUAUUUAACUGAUAUAUCCACCAGUGAAACAACAACAAUUGUAGGCCCAGUCACCAGUCGUACAUCGUCAGCAACAGUUAGUUUUUCUUCAUCAAUUACUCUCCCCACUUCAAAUUUGACACCCUCUUUGACAACAAUAGUGUGCCAAGAUGAUGCCUAUGGAGACUCAUGUUCUUAUGGAGAAAACAACACUGUCCCAAUCAUUGAUACUGCACCCGUCCGUAAAGUAAACAUUACUUUCAAAUUCAACGUCACUUUUAUCCAGGCUUUUCUUAAUUUAAGUUCACCUGAAUCACAGACAUUCAUCAACAAAUUAGAAGCACAGCUCAGAAGCCUGUGUAGAGAAGCAGACCCCCAGGCCUAUAAAACAGUUAAAGUCAUCAAAUUAAGUCAAGGAAGUGUUGUUGCAAAGAGCGUGGCGGAGUAUCAGUAUCAAAACAAUGAAACUCAAAUCGAGUUUAUUAACACUAAUCUUAGUGUGGUUUUGAGGAAUAUCCUACAAAAUGAAAAUAAUAUCAACAAAAUUUCUUUGGCCUUUGGUAAUCAAAGUGUGCAGUUAAAUGAUCUCAGCUUUGAGGCACCUGCAAUUACUAAUAUCACAGAGUUGGGGUCUUAUAUUAACUGCUCUCGGUUUGCUAAUUACACUGCUGAGAUUAUUAAUGGUCAAUGGCAGUGUGUUGGACCAUGCAAAAAAAACCCUGAUUACUGCAAUGGACACGGACAAUGUUUAAAUGACAUUUACACAGGCGCAGUCUGCAGGUGCUACGAAACCAGCCUGGAGCAGUUUUAUGGUCCACAAUGUGACCUUUUCCGCCGAGGUCCAGGUUUCUAUGGAGCACUGUUUGGCUCACUCGCAGUAGCGCUCCUGCUCUUGAUUAUAAUUGUCAUCGCUGUCAUUGUCAAAAGGAGAAAUAUGUAUACUUGGAAAAGGAGCAACUCUCAGAGGAGAAGAUUGUCUUUUCUUGAGGAAGAUUUCUUUGACUUCACUGAUACGGGAAUCCCCAACUUGGGACUGGCAGGCACUUAUAGAGCAGAAAACAUUUAGAAAUUGAUAUAUUCACUAUGUUAUAUAAAAUUAAGCAAUUAGUUACUGUUUUAAUCGCUAAUAAUCUUGCUUAAAGAUCAGUAAGAACAAUCAUCUUUUAAUUUUAAAACAUUUUGAAGUUGUUGUGAUAUUUAUCAUUUAUUUAUAAGAACUUAAAUUUAAUGUAUAUGUUUUUCACGUAUAUUUUCAUGUCAUGGGAGUGCAAAAUGCACCACCACACACACAUAUCAUGAAGCACCAUUUCUCUUUUUAUCCUGUCUUGACAUAUCUUUCUCAGCACUGUUCAAAUAAUAAAAAUAAUAAUAAAUCUCUUUUAACCUGAA